Messenger RNA from Penicillium samsonianum, 249 nucleotides. RefSeq lists its product as uncharacterized. The coding region runs from base 1 to 249 and encodes 82 amino acids. NCBI's taxonomy places the organism in Eukaryota, Fungi, Ascomycota, Eurotiomycetes, Eurotiales, Aspergillaceae. The transcript has a single exon. The record is from RefSeq and is a predicted model, not a curated record.
AUGGCAACCGAGCAGGACUUCAUAACGCGCCUAGGCGUAGAAAGGAGCUUGGCGUACGCCGCCAUGGCCAUGAAAAAUUACUAUAAGACACACGUCAGACAAUGGUUCAAGCCUGGCGAUUACGUGUACCUUCGUCUGGGUCAUGGAUAUGAUAUCCAAGCUAACCAAGGCUUGCCCAAGAAGCUCGCCCAACGCUUCGACCUAUCGACAUUGACAGCUCCGACGAUCUCCAAGUUAUUAAAGAAAUAG